Molecule: messenger RNA, 2269 nt
Organism: Cylas formicarius (sweet potato weevil)
Lineage: Eukaryota; Metazoa; Arthropoda; Insecta; Coleoptera; Brentidae
Exons: 5
Coding region: 15-2243 (742 amino acids)
Biological process (GO): transcription initiation at RNA polymerase III promoter
Cellular component (GO): transcription factor TFIIIC complex
Molecular function (GO): histone acetyltransferase activity; protein binding
Source: RefSeq, a predicted model, not a curated record
UCGAAAUACGCGCUAUGAUACCGGCAACCGAUCCGGAUUUCAAGCCGUUGGACGCGUUCAAGUUGACGGGGCACGCGAGGACGAAUUUCGCGUGCUCCUACUCCCAAGACGAUCGGUUUUCGGUGGUGACGGACGGUGGGGUCUACGUAAUGGCGCUGAAACCGGACCUCGGCAGCAAUUCCCAGUCGUUCGGCUUUACGAAAAGUUUCGUUAAACCGUCCGCGUAUAACGCGUGCGACCACGUCGACAUGGACGUUAACGAGUUCCUGUACGAGCUCCCCAAAGACGACCUGUACGCGGCCGUGCUCCAGGUCGACCUUUCGGCCAAUUUGCGGAACGCCCAGGCGAUGGAGCCCGUGCCGUGCCGCGCGGAUUGGUCCCCCGCGGGGCUGGUCCGUAAAAAGGAUUGCCUGCUCACAGUGCUGACGAACUUGCACAGCUUGGAGGUUUAUUCGACCUAUGUUGACGAAAACAUGAUGACCCGCUACAAGUUGGCGUUGAACAUUACGGAGCGGCUCGCUGACUCCGAGAAACCCGCCUACAAAAACGGAAGCAAAAUCCCCAACGCGAAGGCUAAGUUUACAGAAUUCAAGAGGCGGGUGGAACAUGUCGCUCCUUCAGCGUUUUGCUGGUCGCAUGCCUUUAUGGUUGAGGACCGGACCUGCUCGGUGCUUUUUGUCGGCCAUUUCGACGGCUCGGUGACUUUUUGGAGGAUCUGGGCCGAGGAUUUCGACGUGAGGUGUCUGUUCUUGUGGCGGGCCGCCAUGAAACUCGGCCCCGUCAGCGCCGUCUAUUGGCACCAGACCAAGCCGUUCGGCGGAGGCCUGUGCGUGGGCGACAAGAGCGGGAGGGUCUCGGUUAUCCGCGUGGAGGGUGUGCAGGGUGAGGAAUUCAACGCGAGUGACGAGGUCGAACUGUGGUCCGAAACCGACGUGGCUGUGGACAAAAUCCUGGUCACGUCGUUUGAAAACCACACGUUGAUCGUCGUCGUCAAGCAGUGCCACGUGCUCUUCUUCGGGCUCGACAAAACGGGGGCCCUGUUUGAUUUGGUGACGCACAAUGUCGAACACUAUUAUGUAACUGGCGUCGCGUGUUCCCGGAACGUCCUCCACGUGCUGACGUUUACGGGGACGCUCAAAACGCUCAAAAUAUCCGUCAAACUGCACGACGUCGCCGUCGAGGAGGUCGCAACGACGCUCAAGCUCGACGCCAAGCGGCUGCGCACGCACGGCCUCGUCGCGUCCCCGAAUGGGGCUUUUUUGGGCGUCGCGUCGCACCCCUACCACCAGAAGGACCUCACCAACGGCAAACAGUUCGUUAACGUUCAUUUGUUUCACGACACUAACCUCCAACCGUUACGAUUACUGUUAGACAACCCGCAAAACACGGUGCGUCACCUUUGGGAUUGCUUCGAAACGCUGAGAGUGACGUCUCUAAAGGAGCAACGGUUCCCGUGGCUCGGCCUCGAUCCCGACCUCAACUACGACACUCUGAGCCCGGCGCGGCUCAAGACGCUGAUGCACGUCGCGCGGAUCUCCGAGACCGCGUACGGCGUCGUCCCCAAAGUGGUCACGUACGAUAUCAAGCCCUACGUGUUGCUGCACUACCUCGUCGACAUCAAGUGGGCUGUGACGCGGCUUGGCAAGCUGCUGCAGUCGGAUUGGGACAUGCUGAGCUUGUUUCAGAGGCGGAGCGUGUUCAUGCACAACUUUUUCCUCAAAACCGUCGUCGCGGGCGACGUCCUCGUCAAGGCUGGGGUCGGCGAGACUUUCGUGACUGAAAUGUGCCGCGUGAUGGCCGUGGCCAACGAGCUCGAGUACCCGGAGAUGAUGAGGUGUCGCCUGUGCGGCGAGAGGGUGUUGGGGCCGACGUGUUUGCCGCCGCAUGCAGACUCCAGGUGCUGCCUGUCGAUGAUGCCCCUGUUUUUGGUCCCCGCAUUUAGGUGCUCUUUGUGCGGCUCGAUGGCCCAUGAAGAGAUGGAACGGGAGUUCGACCCGAUAUGUUGCCCGUAUUGCGACGUGCCAAUGGAUAAAAUACGCGUCGGCGCGGAUCUGCGCCGGGAAGUGGCCGACGGAGACGACGUCCGAUCCCCGUGUAACGAAGAUUGCCUACUCGUCGACGACUACGAGGAUACUUGCGAAAACGACACGGAAUACGCCAUGGUUAGUGACGAUGAAGAGGGUGACACGCAGGAUCGCCAUCUUAGAGAUAUUUACGCGCGAAUUUCCGGUUUGACGUUAUGAUUCAGUGUCGGAAUAAAUUGUUUCUU